Propithecus coquereli (Coquerel's sifaka) is the source of this 1881-nucleotide messenger RNA. It is a transcript of the gene KBTBD11, whose product is annotated as kelch repeat and BTB (POZ) domain containing 11. Gene Ontology annotation, molecular function: protein binding. Bases 10 to 1881 code for a protein of 623 amino acids. The record is from RefSeq and is a predicted model, not a curated record. The transcript is spliced from 2 exons. NCBI's taxonomy places the organism in Eukaryota, Metazoa, Chordata, Mammalia, Primates, Indriidae.
AGGCCUCCCAUGGAGAACUCGGUGGCCCCCUGCGUCCUCUACCCGGGGGACGACCGCCCACCGGGCGCGGCCGGGGGGGCGGGCGCCGCGUCCCCGGCGCAGACACCCUGCAGCCUCAGCGCGUCCCUGUGCUUCAGCUCCGGGGACGACUCCCCGCCGCGGUCUCGCGCCUCCGCGGCGGAGGACGCCGCGACCUCCCCGCCCCCGUGUCGCCAGCGGGGGGUGGGUCGGCAGUGGGAGGCGGGCGGCGCGGGCGCCGGGUCCCCGGAAGAGGCCGGGUGUCCUGAGGAGCGCGCAUUCCCGGAAGAGCCCGCGUCCCCGCAGGAGCGCGCGCGUCCCGGGGAGCCCGAGUGCUUGGAGGACCCCGCGGAGCCCGCGCCUGUGCCGCCCGGGGCGGCGGCCGCCUACGGGGAGCCCGACCUGGUCAUCGAGGUGUCGGGCCGCCGGCUCCGCGCGCACAAGGCGGUGCUGGCGGCGCGCAGCGACUUCUUCCGCGCGCGCGCGUCGCGGGACGUGCUGCGGGUGCAGGGCGUGAGCCUGGCGGCGCUGCGGCUGCUGCUGGCCGACGCGUACAGCGGGCGCAUGGCGGGCGUGCGGCCCGACAACGUGGCCGAGGUGGUGGCCGGCGCGCGCCGCCUGCAGCUGCCCGGCGCCGCGCAGCGCGCCACCGACGCCGUGGGCCCGCAGCUGAGCCUGGCCAACUGCUACGAGGUGCUGAGCGCGGCCAAGCGGCAGCGGCUGUCGGAGCUGCGCGACGCCGCGUACCGCUUCAUGAGCGACCACUACCUGGAGGUGCUGCGCGAGCCCGCCGUGUUCGGGCGCCUGUCGGGCGCCGAGCGCGACCUGCUGCUGCGCCGCCGCCUGCGCGCCGGCCGCGCCCGCCUGCUGGCCGCGGCGCUCGGGCCGUCGGGGGAGCGCGCCGGCAGCCGGCCGCAGAGCCCCUCGGGGGACACGGACGCGCGCGGCGACGCGGCCGUCUACUGCUACCACGCGGAGGCCGGCGAGUGGCGCGAGCUGACGCGGCUGCCCGAGGGCGCGCCGGCGCGGGGCUGCAGCCUGUGCGUGCUCUACAACUACCUCUUCGUGGCGGGCGGCGUGGCGCCCGCGGGCCCCGACGGCCGCGCGCGCCCGUCCGACCAGGUCUUCUGCUACAACCCGGCCACCGACCGCUGGAGCACCGUGCGGCCGCUGCGCCAGGCGCGCUCGCAGCUGCAGCUGCUGGCCCUGGACGGCCACCUGUACGCCGUGGGCGGCGAGUGCCUGCUCAGCGUGGAGCGCUACGACCCGCGCGCCGACCGCUGGGCCGCAGUGGCGCCGCUGCCCCGGGGCGCCUUCGCCGUGGCCCACGAGGCGGCCACGUGCAACGGCGAGAUCUACGUGUCCGGGGGCUCGCUCUUCUACCGCCUGCUCAAGUACGACCCGCGGCGCGACGAGUGGCAGGAGUGCCCGUGCAGCGCCAGCCGCGAGCGCUCGGCCGACAUGGUGGCCCUCGACGGCUUCAUCUACCGCUUCGACCUGUGCGGGGGCCGCGGCGACGCCCAGGCGGCGGCCGGGCCGGGCGGCGGCGUCCGGGUCUCGCGCUACCACUGCCUGGCCAAGCAGUGGAGCCAGGGCGCCGCGCUCCUGCGGCCGCCGGGCACCCCCGCGGGCCUGCAGCCCUUCCGCUGCGCCGCGCUGGACGGCACCAUCUACUGCGUGAGCCGCGCGGGCACCUGGCGCUUCGUGCCCGCCCAGGACGCGGAGCCCGGCGGCGAGGCGGGCCUGGGCGGCAGCUUCCAGCCCGAGGCCCCCGGGACCCCCGUGGACGCCCGCGCCGCGCUCUUCCCGUUCGUGCUCAACCUGCCGGAGAAGCCGGACAGAGGGGAGCAGGGCGCCGCGUAG